Molecule: messenger RNA, 1245 nt
Organism: Cicer arietinum (chickpea)
Lineage: Eukaryota; Viridiplantae; Streptophyta; Magnoliopsida; Fabales; Fabaceae
Cellular component (GO): mitochondrial matrix
Source: RefSeq, a predicted model, not a curated record
CAUGUGAUGUCGUUGAUUAAUUGGCAUUAUUCAACUGCAAAAUUAAUCGGUUUCUGAUUCAAAAAAAUCUGAAUAUGUCUAUCAUUCUUCGAACAAUUCAAAGAGCUCAUAGAUUGAAACCCAAAUUUUCUUCACCUUGUUCUGUAAUUAGAGGUAGUGGUUUCGGUAAUAGAAGUUACGUUGCAGAGGCAGUUACCAAAUCACCCUUUGAAUCCAACGUUUUGCGAAUACUCCGAAACGAGAUCGAGUAUCAAGUUGAUUCCGCUCCUCCACACCAGCCUGAGACUCAAUUCAAGUCGUUUACUGUUGAAGAGCGACCUGGUGAACAGGUGGUUACGAUUCAGGGAAAAUAUGGGGACAAUGAACAUAUCAAAAUUGAUGCUACAAUGUUUGAUGGGUUUGAACAGGUUCCUGCACUUGGUGAUGACAGUUCAGAUGUAAAUGUGCGUCUUCACAUCAGUUUACUCGUGGAUAUAUCGAAAGGGAAAGAUGGUGAUGGAUUAGCAUUUGUUUGCUCGGCAUGGCCGGAUGGUGUGGAUGUUGAGAAAGUUUUCAUAUUAAAGCAUGGUCAGAUGCCGACUAGGCCUUACCUUGGACCUCAUUUCAGGAGCCUGAAGCCUAAGAUUCAGGAGAAGUUUUGCGAGUACUUGGACACCAGGGGAAUAAAUAAUGAACUCUCUGUUUUUUUACAUCAAUAUAUAACGAACAAGGAUAGAAUUGAACUUCUAAGGUGGAUGGAUCGUCUCAAGUCUUUUGUGGAAAAAUAGUCUGGCUAAAAUAAGCAAAGCUUCUUCUGAGGGUGUUACCUUGUCCAAAUGAACGCAGAUUUAUUUGUAGACGUAGUUGCGAACUUCAAAUUGGGCUGUGUCUACCUUGAAACUGUUUGAGUUCUUGUUAGGACUUGCAUUUGCUACACAAGUUAGUUAUUUUCUUGUGUAGUGACCGUUUAGAACAUCUGCAAGAAGCCAACUAAAGUGCGACUACUUGAAAGCUUGAGUUUGUAGUUUUACAAAAUUCAUGGUCGCAGCACAUUGGCAUGCGAUAAACGUCAUGGGAACAAAUAUAUCCAAACAGGCUAGUAAUAGUAUGAUAACAUUUUCCGUUUAGGUGUAAAAUUAUAGCUUGAGGUUGAAUCUUGUGACAUGGUGUAUGGUUUAACCCGAGUUUUCAUGAGAUCCACAUGAAACUGCCUUGUCUUAUUUUUUAACAUAUUUUCAAAGUAUAGAAUAGAUCAAAUUCUAUGGA